Molecule: messenger RNA, 5051 nt
Organism: Trichosurus vulpecula (common brushtail)
Lineage: Eukaryota; Metazoa; Chordata; Mammalia; Diprotodontia; Phalangeridae
Gene: VASH2
Product: vasohibin 2
Exons: 8
Coding region: 459-1526 (355 amino acids)
Biological process (GO): regulation of angiogenesis
Cellular component (GO): cytoplasm
Source: RefSeq, a predicted model, not a curated record
CCCUCUUUGUUGCGCGGGCCAAUGGGUACAUUCGGAACAUCGGCGGCGGCCGGGUGACAUGGUUAUAUGUCACAAAAUAACAUUCGAUAAUGGAACAUGGAAUAAAGCGACGGCCGCAGCAGCAGCAGCUGCAGCAACAGCCUCAGCCGCCCGGAGAGGCUUUGCUGCAAUGAACCCCCACUGCCCGGAGGUAAGAGAUUAGAGGCCGGAGCUCGCUCAGUUUCUCCUCCACUCGGCCAGUCCCUCCGAGCAUCCUGCAUUGGAAUUGGGAGGCACAGUCCCUAAGAGAAGAGGUCCGGCUGCCAUCUCUCUGUUAAUAGUAGUCUCUCCUUUGCCUGCUUCCUGAAGCAGCCAAGAGUGCAAUGGAGAAAGCUUCCUUAUUUAUGGGGCACUGAUCCCGGUGACCAGACAUAUCUCUCACUUCUCCCCACACUCUCCCCCAACCUUCCCACCCCAUCAUGACUGGCUCCACAUCCAGCGCUCACCACUGCCCCCACCCCAAGGGUGGCAAAGGAGCGCGGUCCAGGAGCACUCACGCACGAUCCAUGUGCCUCACCAACAAUGGGGGGUCAGAGGAGGAAGACAAAGAAGGAGGGGUGCUGUUCCAUGUCAACAAGAGCGGCUUCCCCAUUGACAGCCACACCUGGGAACGGAUGUGGAUGCACGUGGCAAAGGUACACCCCAAGGGAGGAGAAAUGGUGGGGUCCAUCAGGAAUGCUGCCUUCCUGGCAAAACCUUCAGUGCCCCCAGUUCCAAACUACAGGAUAUCCAUGUCAAUCCCAGAAUGGCUUCACGCAAUCCAGAAUUACAUGAAGACUCUACAAUACAAUCACACAGGGACGCAGUUCUUUGAAAUUCGAAAAAUGAGGCCAUUGAGUGGAUUGAUGGAAACAGCAAAAGAAAUGACUCGAGAAUCUUUACCUAUCAAAUGUCUCGAAGCUGUAAUCCUGGGCAUAUACCUAACAAAUGGGCAGCCUUCCAUUGAGCGAUUCCCCAUUAGCUUUAAAACCCAAUUCUCAGGAAAUUACUUCCAUCAUGUUGUACUGGGGAUCUACUGCAAUGGCCGCUAUGGCUCACUGGGCAUGAGCCGGAGGUCCGACCUAAUGGACAAACCUCUAACCUUUCGGACUCUGAGUGACCUCAUCUUUGACUUUGAAGACUCCUACAAGAAAUAUCUACACACAGUCAAGAAAGUCAAAAUUGGGCUAUAUGUCCCCCAUGAGCCCCACAGCUUCCAGCCUAUUGAGUGGAAGCAACUGGUUCUCAAUGUCACAAAGAUGAUGAGGUCGGACCUAAGGAAAGAGCUGGAGAAAUAUGCCAGGGACUUGAGAAUGAAGAUCUUGAAACCCACAAGUGCCCACUCUCCUCCCCUGGAGAGAAGUCGAGGAAAGUCACUAUCUCCCCGGCGGAGACAAUCAAGCCCUACAAGACGGCUUGGGAGGCGAGACAAAUCGCCAGCACUCCCAAAUAAGAAGGUGGCUGACCUCAGUACUCUGAAUGAAGUAGGCUAUCAGAUCCGAAUUUAACUAAGCCAUAAUGGCCAGUGGUGCUUCUGUCUGCACUUUACCCAGCACAUGGCAUCUUCGGGAGGAUUUGCAACUCUUUAUCAAGAUCCUGUGAAUUUUAUUUUUAAGCAGUCACCUAGAAAUAGCAUAAGUGGGUGAUAUUUACUUUUUAAAAAAACCUAUCAAGUGGCAACCACGAAAAGACAAAAAAUAAUAAUUAUGAUUAUGAUAAGCCCUACCUGGGGCUGAACUAUCUCCUUUACUCCAAAAUGAGAGGACUACUACUUCAAUGGUGGAUCCAUAUAAUUUCUCUCUCUUUCCUUUAACUGGCGCUGAAUGCUGUGCUACACUGGUAAUCUUAGAGACAAGUUUAUGAAGUCUCUUCUCCCUUUUUUGGUGUUUGGACAGUACUGGCACACACACAGAAGGGUUAACUCAUGAUCAGUAUUAGCAAUAUUCAGCAAUAACUGAAGCAGAGGUGGGUAUGGUUUUUAAAAGCAUUUAUAUUACCUCAAUACCUGAUAGAUAUGCAAAUUUGAUGGUAUUUAAAUUUUUCUGGUAAUUGAUUUGUGUUGUUUCCCUAACAUUUAUAUAGUAGGGAUUUCCUUGUAAUCUGAGGCUCUCAUCAUGCAUGCCUAUAUUGAAAUUUAAGGUAUUAUUAUAUGCAUGUGUUUUCUUCAAAAGCAAUGGAACUCUACUGGCAUCACUGGAAACCAUCUCCAGGACUAUCCUGUCUCUCUUCCUUAAAGGCAUUCCCUGACAAAUGGGUUAAAAAAAAACAACACAUUGUUCUAUUUUUUGUCACUGACAUUUAAAUGUUAUAGAUUCCAGCAAAAAGCCCAUGUCUGGGAGCUCUCUGAGGUAGAGUUGGUGCUGUUAGGAUUGUCUCUGACAGUGGCAUAUAUUCUUAGUGGGCCAAGGCCAAGAAUGAAUUAAUGUGUUUGAGCACCACUUGACCUUUCUUUUCAUGUUUUAUUUAAUAUGGAUACUGAGCCAGGCCUUGUCUCCAAAGGAUUUACUGCUGUUAAAUGCACAGACUUUUUCCUGAUGUCUUAUAUUAAGACUAGACAUGACAAUAUGAUCUUUUGUCACCCUUGUUCAUCAAUGCCGUUCCAUCUAUUUACUCAGCAAGUAGAAUGAAUUUAGGAAUAUGAUUAAAACAAAACUUUUGAGGAUAAAAAUGAAAGAAUUUGCUAAGCAUUUAUGUCCCAGUACAGCAAAACAUCUGAUAGUGCUAUCUUUGUCCAUUAAAUUCAGUACUAUCCAUUAACUUUAUCCAUUAACUUCUGGCCUUAAGAUCCAGAUUACCAUGUAACUUCUGGCUAUAGAUUAUAGUUCUUGCAGCACAAUGACAUAGAGUACUUCUUUACUAGUAGGUCAAAGCUAAAGAUGGAUUUUGCUGUUGUAAAAGGAAGGCAAAGCUUAUUUUUUAGCAAGUGGGAUUUUCCCCUUCUGCUUUCUUUCAUUUGGCCAGAAGAAUAAGAAAGUAGGUAAAAUGAGAACCUGUCUGUCCUAAAUCAACAUAAACCUUAAUUACAACUUGGUGAAUGCGAUGGAAAUUAAUAUAUUCCUUAUAUUCAUUAAUGCACAAAUAAGAUUACUUUCAACAAAUUGGAAUUAGUGGCAAUUAUUGAUUGGGAGGUCUAAAUCACACAGCAUGAGAUAAUCAGAAAACUUACUAUUAUUAAAAAGUAGUAGAGCCAGCAAAAUAAAACCACACAGUCUUCUAAAAUACCUAUCAGGUUGAAUAUCUUAAAAUGUUACUCUUCUAUACCUUUUAAAAGAGAAGUUUAUGACCUUACUGGCCCUUAAAAUUCAGAUUACAUAGGGUGUUCCUAAAGUCUGGACACAUAGGCAAAAAUGCAUAUUUUCAAGAAAGGAAAUGAAUGAAAUUUUCAACCACAUUUUAUUUAAUUGGAAUAUUAACAAAUAACACCUUCAAUAUGAUUGCCAUCAUUUGUGAUGCAAAGGUUGAUGCGCUUUGCAAGAUUCACGUGAACUCAAUGCAAUAACUCCACGUUGCUGUCAAUUUUCCUGUGUCCAGAGUUCAAGGACAUCCUGUAGUGAUCAUUAAGUAGAUCAUAAACAGUGCUAUAGAACUGGUGCCCAUAUUUGCAUAACUGCUUUUGUACAUUCAUCAACACCAUCUGAAGGUUUGUAGGGUGGUGAGUAUGCUUUUGAAUAAGUUGCAAGCCAUUCUUCUUGAGCCUGUAACCAGAUUUAUUGUAACACUGUUAUAGUAUAAACUCAUCUUAGGAAGCGGGGAGGGAUAUAUAUGAAGCAAUACCAAAUUGUGGCACAGCCUGUCAUUUGUGAGAGAAGGGGAAAAAACAAACAAGAAUGUAUCCUGAUUCUAAUGUACUGAUAUGAAAUCCUUAAAACUGCCAACUUGUUUAGUUAGUCAACUGAUAAAUUAUGUCCUCCACAUUCAUUCCUUACUUUGGAGAUUCACUCCUCCAAAGUAAGGGCUAAGUAGUCAUGUAAAUGUGUAAGUAGUACGUACAUUUAAAAUGUUCUUUAAUCAGCAGUAUAUCUUAAAUCAGUAUAUCACUGUGAUUUUCUAUUGUAUUCUGCUCUUUUUAAAAGAGGGAAUCCAAAAAUAGGUUGGAUUGAACUACAGGUUUUCCUUUUUAUGAGUUAUGGAAUGAGGCUUGAACAAAGCACAAGUCUUGAUAGCUUAAACCACCAAACCUGUAUGUACUGAUAUUCCAAGAUCAAAGAUGAAAAUUAAUUUACAUUAAGAAAACAUUAAAAUGGGUAAGAAAAAUGUUGUUUUACCUCAAACUGAUCAAGUUUUAUUUAAUUGCCAACAGCCUCAAGUAUGGCAAAUUUUUUUCUCAAGACUUUGUAAUCUUGUAAACAAAAUCAAUUAUUAAUCCAGAGAGAAAUUUAUCAAACUGUAUCAUGGAAAUACAUGUAAAGUUUAAAUGUGUAUCAGAAACCCUGAUUUUAAAUAUGGUUUGUGCUGUUUUGAGUGCACUUGAUUUCAAUAAGUGAUAUUUAGUAUUUUCUAUUAUUCUAUAAUUAUGUGUAUUUCACUUUUUCUAAGUCAAUUAUUUCUUAAAAAUGUUAUUAAUACUGGUAAAUAAAGCUUUUAAAAUUUAAUUCAGUCUUCUUACACCUGACGUUUUAUAAGCUGUAUAGCCAUGUGAAAACUUGUAUUAUUUUUUUUAAGUACAAUCAGAAUCUUGUUUAUUCUCUUGGACUUUGUUCUGGAAAAUGCAUUUUUUUAAUACUUAUGAAAAACUGUGAUUGUUUCAGUGAAUAUUUUUCUAGGUAUAUGAAAACCUGUACAAUGGUAUUUUAGGGAAUACCAGACAGGUGCAUGUUUCAGGUUUUGCUUUUAUUAUCACUUGUAUGUUUCUACACAGCAUGGAACUUUAAUAAAAAUGUCUUGAAAGUUCAGGGGUUUAGUUCUUAUAAAAAUGUGAACUGGCGUGAUUUGUUUUUGUCUAAUACAGAGCGUAAUUCACUAUCCUUUAAGCUUCAUGUGAACUUCAAAUAUCCUAUAAAUUCUCAAACUUCUUUAUGGUGUACUUUUAUCCA